CCCCGGGGCCGUGGAGCGCCCAGGCCGAGGCGGAGGCCCGCCCAUGAAGCAGCGCGACCCGGCCCCGGCCGAGCGGGGCAAACCGGCCACCUACACCGGGGACAAGAAGGCGAAGAUGGCCGCCAAGACCAAUAAGAAGUGGGUCCGGCUGGCCACCGUGUUCGCCUACGUGCUGUCCGUGUCGCUGGCCGCCAUCGUGCUGGCCGUCUACUACAGCCUCUUCUGGAAGCCCGUGAGGGCCUUCGGGGCGGCGGGGGGCCCCGGCGGCCCGGGCCCCGGGGGCUCCAACGCCACCGGCCCGCUGCCCAACGCCACCGUCCCGCUGCCCACUCCGGGGCCCUCUGUCCCGGCGUCCCCCCGGUCCUCGCCCACUGGAAGCCCCGGGGAGACCCCCGGCCGGACCCCCGAAGUCCAGGCUGCCCGGCCGGCCGGCCAGGAGCAGGGGCUGGGGCAAGAAGCGCUGGCCACCCCCGGGAGCCGCUGAGACCCUCCCGGAGACGGGGACGGGGGUGGGUUCGGGCUGGAGGCAGGCGUCCGUCCUUCUCCCGGGGCCCGUUUCACCCUGUCCGUUCCCGGGCUGAGCGGUCCUCCGGAGUCCCUCGGCCGGGCCCCAAGGGGAGUGGGGGACCCCUUCCACUUUGAGCAUCCUCCUCAUUUGCCCCCCGCCUUCGCUCCCAGACUUGGGGGGCUUGUUUUAAUAAAGCGAAGGGAGGUAGGGCGCACAGCAGUAGUGGAACCCAGAUACGUCAGCCAAGUGGCAAGGACCACGGCUGCACUGACCAUCCCGACCCGCCUAGUUAGUAGUCAACGCGCACUUAGGAGCGAGCUACAACUACACGGCACGAUGGAUGUAAUCCCUCCCUCUCUGGAUAGGUACCACUGGUGCCUGGCAAGGGCUAUCGCUCCGAAGUGGCGGCCAGCCAGAGGGCCGCAGCGCUCCUCGUCCGAGGAACUGACUUUUUCAACAUCCCCUCCCUCCCUCUGCCUUCAUUCCAGCCCUAUGAAGAUGGAUUUAUGGCAGUUGGGCACCCUUAAAUGCAAACGUGGAUUGGACUGGUACUUAAGACUUCUUGGCAUCGCAGCCGAAAACCCCAAAAAGCCAUUCGGAGUGGGAAGAUUUCAACCGGGCUCCCUUCAUCCUCUGAAGGAUUCCCGCUGCCCCUUCUACCAUUUGGACCGGGUCCAGGGCAGAAGGAAAGCGAGAACAGGGCCUAUACGCUUUGAUCCUUAACCUUUCCCGUCAAGGGGGUGGAUUUAGGCGCAAGAGUGGGUUGGCAAGUAUUUUUUUCUGUCUCCUUUCUGCCGCUCCUCCAGGUGUCUGUGUUCUGGUUAUCGCGCCUCGCCUCACCACCGGUUUGCUUUGGGGGUUUCAAGUCUCAACUUUCAGGUCGGGACUAGGUCGGUUCUGGGUGAAACAAGAGCCCAACCAGAGGGCUUGGGAGUCGUUCCGAGCUGGGAAGGGAUGUUUGGGUACAAAUUGCGUGGGAACCGAGCACCCGGAAAAAAGAACGUGAACGGUCAUCACUGGUGGUGUUGCCUCCCCGUCUCUGGCCCCGCAUGUUCUUCCAUUUCGGGGUUGCAAAACCUACUAUGAAGCUGCCCUGUAGAAGAGCUGAAUCCCCCUCCCUCUAGUUUCCAGUCACCUCCCCACUAGCUGUGACCAGAGAAAGGAAACCCCUCUGCCGAGUGUGACAGUCUCCACCCUUGUCACCCAAUGUGGCAUUCCCACUGCCUCCAGGGCCACUCCUCGCCGUUCUGGUGACCCCCCCAAGAUAUCCCAGCCGCCGGCCCCGGGGCCGUCUUGAUCUGAGCACAGAGCCGUAGCAACAAUAAACUUGCUAAAGGGACCAUCUUGAUCUGAGCACAAAGCCGUAGCAACUUGCUAAAGGGACCGGGUUUUUUUUUUUUUUUUUGGUUGGUGUUUAUUUGUUUGUUCUUUGUUACCCACAAUUAUACUUACAAUAUGACGCUCUAGUCCUAUAUCUCAGUAAUGUGCAAGCCUGUUGUUGUUUCGAAAACCCUUGAACACCAAGAGACUGUUCGGGACUCCCCUGGGUUUGUGGACCGACAGGAUCCACGUCGGGGUCCACCUGGAGACCACCCCGACUCCGGCCCCACCCUCCGCUCUCUAGCUGUCGCUGGACCCCAGCUCUAGAUGUGAAUGUGACGAGAGACCUUAUUUAUAAUUCAGCCGUUUAAGAUAGACUGUACUCAAAGCCCUGUCUAUUUUUUUAAAGUUUUAUUUUUCAAGUGAACUAAAAUACAUUCCAAGAACUCUGCUUUAA
Tachyglossus aculeatus (Australian echidna) is the source of this 2285-nucleotide messenger RNA. RefSeq names its product InaF motif containing 2 (gene INAFM2). The transcript has a single exon. The record is from RefSeq and is a predicted model, not a curated record. Bases 44 to 484 code for a protein of 146 amino acids. NCBI's taxonomy places the organism in Eukaryota, Metazoa, Chordata, Mammalia, Monotremata, Tachyglossidae.